GGAAACGGCGGGGAGGACGAGGACGGACGAGCAGGUGUUUCCAGGUUGUGAGCACUCGUUUUAAGUCAUCGUGGUGUCGCCAUGUUUCCUGUGAUGCUUCUCUUCCUGCUGUCGCUGACGGCAACGUUGACGGUGAUGGCUCAGGACUCUGACUUUUCUACCGAUCAACAGAAGAACAACAUUGGUACGAAAUUCAUUGUUGCGUUUCCGGAGAAUAUCGCCUAUUAUCAUCCCAUUCUGCCGUUUAACAGCAUCGAAGUCACCGCCCUGUACGACCAGACAAAGGUCCAGAUCAAGAUGCACAAUCAGGCAUUCUGGCUGGAGACACUGACAGCUGGACAGACCAGGAAUGUCUUCAUUGAUGUCUCACUGGAACUCAAGAAAACAAACAUGUCUAACAAAUCUGUGGUCGUCCUCAGCAACAAGGACAUCGUAGUCAACGCCAUCACCUUGAAAGACAACAGUGUGCAGACAGCUCUGGUCAUACCCACAGACAAACUGAGCACCAGGUACCUGAUCCCGCCUCUGCCCAACAUCAUAGGAGCCACAGUAGACACCUCACUGGCUGUGACCGAGAGAAGACCGUUCAAGCUGGUCAUAAUCAGUGGCGACCGACCGACUACAGUGUCCGUGGUCGGAGAAAACCCCCAAGAAUUCUCACUUCAGCCUCAGCAGGUGGCUCAGAUCCUGGUCAAAAAGGAGGACAAACUAAAAGAAGUGCAAACUGACCAUCCGGUGGCCGUCCUUCUCUCUCAUGCUUGUGUUCUGAGAAGCAGCUGCACUUGUGGACUUCUGCAGAGCACGCUGUCGCCCGCUAAAAACCACACCCUGAGGUUCUUCAUUCCUCCUGCUCUGGCCAGUAGUACAAGCAACACAUCGAUUCUUGUGAGUUCCUCCUUAUUAGUGGACUAUGACCCAACCUCCCCACUGCUGGAGACGAGCGGUGCAGCCAUCCUCUACCGCCCGGGUUUACUCCUCAACCUGAUCCCAGAGACGGACUUCGCCUCCUGCUUUGUGGUCAAUGGCAUCAGUUUGAUGGAGAACUCCAUUGUGAUUGUAAUCCACAAGGAUUUCACAGACGGGGUUCGACUUGGAGACGCUUCUCUGUCGAGUCCGGGCUGGCAGAAGCUGCAAGGAACCGAUUACAUGUCAACAGACGUCGUUGUGGAGCCAGGGAAGCACGUCGUGUGGCACACGUACGCCAACAUGGCCGUCUACUUUUUAGGGAGCAAAAGUGACGUUCCGUAUGGUAAUCCAGCAGCCGCCAUCAGCACCAGCCCAGAUUUCAGAGGUUGUGUCGUGAUUCCAGAGGUCUUGUUAAUCGGAGACGUGGCGGCCGGUUGGCGUGAGUCGGUGAAGUUCUGCCGGGACAGAGACCUGGAGCUGGUCAGCCUCUCCAGCUCUGAAAACAUAACACACAUCUACACAGAGAUAGAAAAAGCCAAGAACGGCAGUGAGGAGGACGCGUGGAUCGGCCUGCGCCGCAGCUCCCACAACGGCGAGUGGUACUGGCUGAACGGCGAGGACGUCGACGACGUCAAAUGGGACGACGGAGAACCCGGCGCCAUGAAUGCCGGUCAGUGCGCCAUCAUGAGUCUGAAGAGUGGCAAUAACCUUCGGUUGAGGGACGACGACUGCUGCAUAGCUGCACGUCCUGUCUGCUACAGGAAGCCCCUCCUCUUCCCUCUGUAGUGGUACAGUCCGGCACGGCGUCAGUCAUGCCAUGAGUGAUGUCAUGUGACCUGUGGUAGUCAUGUAGCUGUGAGGUUUGUGCAAAAGCAUUUAGAAACAUAAUCUUUACAUCCUGGUAACUGUUAAUCAUAAUAACUCUAAUAACCCUAAGUGCUAACCCUAACACAUCAGUGAUUAUUAACUGGCGGGGACACAGGAGCUGCUGGUCCUCUGCUGCCUCGUGUGGUCACUUUGUGUCACUGAGCUAAAUCUGACUUUGGUGUGAGAGAGUGAGUGGUUUACAAACUUCAGUUUCCUGUUGGAAAAGUCUCACAGUGAGAUUAAGACGUGAACAUGUAAUGUAGAUAACGUAGACUGUGACACGAAGAUUGUUUCACACAGAGCGCCUGAGUCUCAGCAACAGGGGGCGCUCUCAGUGCAGUAAGCUGUUUUUUAACAAAUACCUAACUUAAUAUUCCGCAAUUGUCCCUUUAAUGUGUGAUCACAUGACUAUUAAAACUAUCAAACCAUCA
This is a messenger RNA of Solea solea (common sole), 2204 nucleotides long. RefSeq lists its product as uncharacterized. The record is from RefSeq and is a predicted model, not a curated record. The coding region runs from base 82 to 1692 and encodes 536 amino acids. Lineage: Eukaryota; Metazoa; Chordata; Actinopteri; Pleuronectiformes; Soleidae. The transcript has 4 exons.